AUCCCAACUCAAGCAGUAAAGCUAACUCCUAAUACUCCUAGUUGUUUACUAAUUAAGAAGACUUUGUUUUUCAAUUCUCGACAAUGAGUAGUUCUAUUAUGUCUCUGAAACCUUUUACUGUCUUCACAUAUUUUAUCCUUUUUUGUCUUCUGACCAUUUCUUGCUCUUGUUUUAACCUAAAACGUCUCAAUAAUGUAUCUAAAGUUGAAUCGGAUUCCGACUGGUCCCCAGCCGGAGCUACUUGGUAUGGAAGCCCUAGUGGUGCAGGAAGUGAUGGUGGAGCUUGUGGGUAUACUAAUGACGUGGACCAACCACCAUUCUCCUCCCUAAUAGCCGCUGCUGGCCCUUCUCUAUUCAAAUCAGGAAAAGGCUGUGGUGCUUGUUUUCAGGUAAAGUGCACGGAAAAUAAAGCAUGCUCAGGAAAGCCAGUGAGAGUUGUAAUAACAGAUUCGUGUCCCGGAGGACCUUGUCUUUCAGAAUCAGCACAUUUUGAUUUAAGUGGCACUUCUUUUGGAGCUAUGGCUCUUUCAGGACAAGCUGAGCAAUUGCGUAACGCUGGAGUUCUUCAGAUCCAAUAUAAAAGAGUGGAGUGCAACUACCCCGGAGUAAAAUUGACAUUUCACGUAGACUCGGGUUCAAAUCCCAACUAUUUUGCAGCUCUAGUUGAGUACGAAGACGGUGACGGUGACCUAAACAGAGUUGAAUUAAAGCAGGCAUUGGAUUCAGAAUCAUGGCAACCAAUGCAACAAUCAUGGGGUGCUGUGUGGAAGCUCAAUUCUGGCUCCUCUUUAGUAGCACCUUUUUCUCUCAAACUUACAGGGGAAUCCGGCCAGACUGUGGUGGCUAACGGCGUUAUUCCGGCUGGUUGGCAGCCCGGAAAAACUUAUCGAUCAGUUGUCAAUUUUAAAGUCUAGCUUAAUAAUGUUAAAAUUAUAUAGUAGUAUUGGUAGACUUUGUUAUGUUGGCAAAGUCAAAAUAAUUAGGAUGACUAGAAGAAUAAAGUAGAAAAAUAUUGUGGCUGUUGUGUAUUUUUAAUAUAUUAAUACCACGCCAUUUGUUAGGGUUAAUUUAGUACUGCCAUAUGAGCAGUAAUGAAUAUCAAUUAUCUGUCUAUCCUA
Solanum dulcamara is the source of this 1118-nucleotide messenger RNA. Its product is annotated as expansin-B15-like. Lineage: Eukaryota; Viridiplantae; Streptophyta; Magnoliopsida; Solanales; Solanaceae. Bases 84 to 914 code for a protein of 276 amino acids. The transcript is spliced from 4 exons. The record is from RefSeq and is a predicted model, not a curated record. Gene Ontology annotation, cellular component: extracellular region. Gene Ontology annotation, biological process: sexual reproduction.